CUCUGUUACCCUAAUAGACGCUGCGGUCACAUUGACCACAGCGUCUACAGGGUUAAUUCAGGAUCGGAGUGUAGGGUGGCCUCCUCCGAUGGGGCCCCCCUCACCACCGAUCGCUUCACUGUGUGAAGCGACGGAGGAGAGGAGGAAGGAGGAGACCCCGCCAGAUCCCUACUAUUGGUCCAUCUGUACUGACGGACCAAUAGCAGCGAUCGCUGGCAGGGGACUGCUGCGAUUGGUCCCUGGCCGGCUUCAGGGAGGCUUGGCUGUGCAGUACAACCGAGCUCAAUAAACUGUCACAGCGCUUGGUGGCGCUGCGACAGUUUAUCAUCAUCAGGUACAUGCAGGAAGUCGCCGCUAAUCAUCAGAUCCUGCACAAGUCAUGCAGUCUGGUGACCCUCAUACAUUUCAACCCACCUACCCUGUCCUCACGUAUACCUGCUCUGGUCGCGUUGGACUAGUGGCCAGAAGGGUUUCGUCAGGACGCUGCACUGCAAACCCUGUAGUAUGCUGCAAAGGAGUCAACAGCGCCUGUAGGAGAGGAGACUGCUACUGCGAUGAAUACUGUACUGCAAACAAGGACUGCUGUCCGGAUUUUCUUAUCGCUUGUAAUGGAGGAGUUUCUUCAUCAGCUACAACGGGAACAACUCCCAGGACAACCAUAGCAUCCAAUGCUAUAAGUGCCAUUUCUAUGCUAGGUAGCAUUCUGUUGCCAAAUACAACAACUGGAAAGCCGAAUGUAUCAACACCACCUCUGUCAUCAUCAGUGCCCUUUAACUUAACCCAAAAUGCCAGCACAUCAAGUGUAUUAUUUACAGCCCAAAGUACAACCCCUACAACAUCUCGUUUACCAUCUACAAUCAGCAGCCUGACAUCGCCUGUGAUCCUCAAAACCUCUAGUGGCAGUAAUACUGGUUUGCUAACAUCAGCUAUUAGUUUAUUAGCUUCCAAUGUAGCUCCUAAUAACACUAACAAUCUUUUAUUGAACAUCAAUCCAUCCACCACCUUGAGAACAAGUGUAAUGCCAACAGCAGCAAGUGCACAGACAUCUAAUAUCAUCAAUGGUACAACAACCAACACAGUUGCCACAAUGCAACUACUUAAGGUGACAUCAUCUGGUAUUAUUACUAAUAAUGGUAGUAACCUUCCUACAUCUGUUUACCCUACAGUAACAACUCAAAUGCCUCAGUUGAGCAGCAUUACCUCAACACUGGGCAUAGCGUUAAAUUCUACCACCUCCACCACCAUCAGAUUAUCAACCAACAUUACAACAUCUGGAGUGCUUUCUAAUGCAACUAACAAUAUCCCGUCAGUGAAUAAUACCAACAGCACAAUGUCUUCCAUAAUGACAACCCCUUCUAUUGGUGCUGUAACCAAUUUGUCGACCACAAAGCAAGAAUUUAGCUCAACAAACCUACCAGACAGCAUUUCAUCAUCUAGUUUACUCUCCAAUGUAUCUGGUAAUGUUCCAUUAGUAAAUAAUGCUUCCAGCACUUUAAAGACAACUUCAGCUCCAACAAUGUCUUCCAUAAUGAUAACCCCUUCUACUGGUGCCAUAACCAAUUUGUCUAUCACAAUCCAGAUGUUUAGCACAGCAACCGUACCCACCACCAUAUCAACUACUACUGGCACUAACAGUGGUGGUACCCUUACAACAGCUUUUACAGCCACCAGAGCAAAUGGACUUUCAGUAUCUACAAAUGGCAUAGUCUCAAGCUUUGUAAGUAGUUUUGCAACAUCUUCUAGCAAUGACAUAACUUCCAGCAGAUUUAAUAAUGUUUCAACUUCAGUGUUAUUAUCUAGUAUGAGUAGCAAUGUCCCAUCUGCUAUUUCUACCACCACUACAUUAAGAACAGCUAUACAGACUUCAGCUAGUGCAGCAUCAACUUCCAAUGUCUCCAGUGUUUCCACAUCCUCUGCAGCUAUCACAUUAACAUUAUCAAAUGGGACAGGAAUGUCUGGUAAUGUGUCCUCAUCUAAUUUUGGGUAUAAUAUAAGUAACUUUGUAACAUCUUUUAAUUCAGCUAGAACAACUGAACUGCCAAUAGUAAGCAACAACAUAUCAACCCUUGGUAUGACAUCAAAUAUUGUACGAACUGCAGGUGUGAAUAUCACUGCUUCUGGUAUGUUUUCUAGCCCCACUAACAAUUUCCUAUCAACAAUUAAUACAACCACUGCACCAAUAGUCUCAUAUAUGACAGCUGUCGCUUCCUCUAGUAUUGGUGGGUUAAAAACAAAUGCAACCAGUCCAACUACUACAAUGCCAACAAGUGCAACAUCAAAUCAAUUUACUGCUAAAUCAAGUUCUGAUACCAGUGCUAUCCUUACAACUACUGGUAUAAGUGUAACUUCAUCCAAUAAAACAAUUGGAUCGCUAACAGCGACUGUCGGAUCAACCUCUAGCCUUGGGUCUAAUGGCAGCAGUUUUACGAGAUCUGAUUCUAAUUCAAAACCACCCUUAGGAAUAACUGAAAUGAGUACUGGUAAAACAACGACUGGAAACACAUCAAACACACUCAUUCCAAAUGUAACUAAAAGCAAUGCAACCGCUUUUACAACACUUUCUAUCCCUGCCCUUAUACUUGGUUUACUGUCUAAUGCCACAAGUGAUGUUAUGACCCCUUUUGUAGCUCUCAGACCUACUGGAGUGUCAGCAUUACCGAGCACUUCAUAUGAAAAUAACACAGCCAGUUCUAUGCAAAUUAUUGUCAGCACAAUAUCAGCAUCUGGGAAAACACCUGACACCUAUAGUAAUCCAGUAACAAAAUCUUUAAAUGCAACUUCAAGCAUAAGAGUAACUGGCCCACCGUCAGCAGAUGGAGUGUCUAAUGAAAACAGCCUCCAGACAACACUAGCAGUUAUUGGAACUAAUGCCAGUGGUGUAUCUGGAUCACCAAUAGCAGACUCAAAGACAUCACUCAGCCCUAUUGUAUCUUCCAGUGUGCUUGUCUUUAAUGCAACAAUGUCUCUUAGGCCAAGUGGAGGAGUACCAAUUGACAUUACAACAAGAGCUGUGACAGCACCUAAUACUAUUACCAGUACUAAAAUAAAUGAGACAAUACAAACAACUAGAGCCUCUGCUUCCAAUGGCAGUCUGUCAACAUCAAGAAUGCCAAAUAAUUUUGCACAAAGCCUGCCAGCAUCAUCUAUGGAAGCAACCAGUCCAGCAACUGUAAUACCAACACAAUCCAUCAUCUCAACUGGCAUUGUCUCUAAUACUUUACAUUCUAUAAUGAAAAUAAGUGCAUUUACUGGGCUAACAGAUGUGGCAGCUGUCACCAUCAAAACCAGCACAAUUGCAACACAAUCCAAUAUAAGCAAUCUUCUCACAACAUUAGCAGGUAGAGUUUUAAAUUCAGCAAGUCUCACCAACCAAACAGGAGUGACAGUAUCCGGCGCUGCCAAUUCUACAGCUGAACCGACAUUGAGCACACUAAAUAGAGUGCAAUUUUACGCUAAUUCAAGUACAAACUAUUUGUUGUCCCAAGGUGUAUCAUCUUCUACAUCAGAUGACAUAUGCAACUCCAACUGGAUUGUCAACAGUGAACACAAGUAGACCUGUCAACAUGCCCUUGACACCUAUAUAUAACAGCACACAGACUUUAAAUCUCCCUCCACUAUCCCAGAGCAAUCAAG
Messenger RNA from Hyla sarda, 3633 nucleotides. RefSeq lists its product as uncharacterized. The transcript has 5 exons. NCBI's taxonomy places the organism in Eukaryota, Metazoa, Chordata, Amphibia, Anura, Hylidae. The coding region runs from base 380 to 3553 and encodes 1057 amino acids. The record is from RefSeq and is a predicted model, not a curated record.